AUGAUAAUUUUUUUUGUCGUCUGCUUUUCUUUUUUUUCCCUGUUCGAUCCAACAGACAACAAACGUACGUUCGUAACAACAAUGAAAUUCUGGAAUGUUCUAGAAUAUGAAAACUUUGAAAAUGAAGACACUUUUCAUUAUCAUCGCCUCUCUUAUACCAAAGAGACUUAUCGAAUAGGAGUCUUUCGACUUGUGAUACCUUAA
Pediculus humanus corporis (human body louse) is the source of this 204-nucleotide messenger RNA. RefSeq lists its product as uncharacterized. The record is from RefSeq and is a predicted model, not a curated record. The coding region runs from base 1 to 204 and encodes 67 amino acids. The transcript has 4 exons. NCBI's taxonomy places the organism in Eukaryota, Metazoa, Arthropoda, Insecta, Psocodea, Pediculidae.